AGUGUUAUCCCGCGUGCUCUUCUUCUUUAUGACAAGAAAAAAAAAAAUUUUAAAGAUUUUAAAUUAUAUGCAUGGCUCACUCUAUUUGUUUAUUUAUAUAUCAAAAUCUUAAUUAAACCUCAAUUUUACCUGACCUUUCAACUCCAACUUAAGUCCAUAUCAUAUACCACAUAAUGACAACCAAUCACAGACCUACGCUAGAGAGCAAACGAGGUAAACAACAACUGAUCCAAUCCACCAUCCAACAUGAUCAAUCCACCAACUCCACCAUCAAAUUAAGACCUGAUAUCGCCAUUACUGCCAUUGAUGAAUUAAAACAAGAAUUGAUUGAGAAUGAAUUACCCCUGAUACCCAGUAGUGGGAGUCUUAAACAUGAUUUUGAUGAGAUGCAGCAGGAUGAUGAGGAUUUCGAAAAUGAAAAAAUCGAUUUCAAACGUUCGAAGAAUAAUAAUAAUGAUAGUCAUAGUAAUAUGGUGGCAUUGAAUUUUUCAAGAAAAUUAUCGAUAACAAGUACAGGCACCGGAGCUACUAGUGUUAGUUCAGAUGGGAAGAGAAGAAGGAAAUCAAUCCAUAAGUUGAAUGAAGCCAAUGAUGAUGAUUAUUUAAUUAUAAAAUCAAAUGAAAUAAGCGAUGAGGCAGAAUUAUCCAAUGAUGAUGAUAGUGAAGCUAUAUCUGAUGAUGAUGAAGAGGGGGAAGUCACAUCAAGGACAACUUCAAGACGAGGAUCAACCAAAAUAGGCGUCAAGAUUCAACGAAUCAAAUCUCGUCAAAAACAUCUCUUGCCGGACUCAUUACUCGAUUCGAAAUUAGAUGAGAUACAACAAGAAGAAGAUUCAGACUCGGAUGCAGAUGACGACGACGAUGAUGAUGAUGAUGAGGACGAUGAAGAGACUCAAGCUUUACUUGAGGAAUUACAACAUUUACGGAAAAUGAAAGCUCAACAACAAGAACAAUUGAAAUUACAACAACUUGAACAACAACAAAAGGAACAACAAUCGAAAAAGAAAUCUUGGAGAGGAGGGUCAGCAUUUGGAAGAAGAUUAUCAACUUCAAAAACAACCACCACAACUACUACAACUACAACUACAACUACAACAAAUGACAAAUCAACUUAUACUAAUGAUACUUUAAAAUCAGAUUUACAUCAAAAAUUCUUAUCAAAAUAUAUACGAUAAUCAUACUUUUAUAGGUGUAUAUAUAUCAUAUUUUACGAAAAUAAAUUUUUUACGACAAUUAAUCUUUUUUAAUCAAAUAAUUUAU
Scheffersomyces coipomensis is the source of this 1260-nucleotide messenger RNA. Its product is annotated as U2-type spliceosomal complex subunit. NCBI's taxonomy places the organism in Eukaryota, Fungi, Ascomycota, Pichiomycetes, Serinales, Debaryomycetaceae. The record is from RefSeq and is a predicted model, not a curated record. Gene Ontology annotation, biological process: mRNA cis splicing, via spliceosome. The transcript has a single exon. Gene Ontology annotation, cellular component: catalytic step 2 spliceosome. Gene Ontology annotation, molecular function: RNA binding. The coding region runs from base 174 to 1175 and encodes 333 amino acids.